Molecule: messenger RNA, 1335 nt
Organism: Cyprinus carpio (common carp)
Lineage: Eukaryota; Metazoa; Chordata; Actinopteri; Cypriniformes; Cyprinidae
Gene: eif3i
Product: eukaryotic translation initiation factor 3, subunit I
Biological process (GO): cytoplasmic translational initiation
Cellular component (GO): eukaryotic translation initiation factor 3 complex, eIF3m; cytoplasm
Molecular function (GO): RNA binding; protein binding; translation initiation factor activity
Source: RefSeq, a predicted model, not a curated record
CGGCGGGGACCUGUUUUUAUCUGCACAGGAAGUGAAAUCCGUCUUUUCCGUUUAUAACCGGGAGCAGUUGAGCACGCGUACCGCGCACUGUUUUUUUCCUACGGCAGGUUUAAAUAUAAUUUCGGUUAUAUUCUGUCGAUACAAAACCGGAGAUAAUGAGACCCAUUCUCCUCCAGGGCCAUGAGAGGUCCAUCACCCAAAUCAAAUACAACAGAGAAGGAGAUCUCCUGUUCUCAGUAGCCAAGGAUCCUAUUGCGAAUGUGUGGUACUCUGUGAAUGGAGAACGGCUCGGCACUUAUAAUGGACACACAGGUGCCGUCUGGUGUGUGGAUGUUGACUGGGACACUAAGAACGUAUUGACGGGAUCUGCUGAUAACAGCUGCAGGCUCUGGGACUGUGAGACAGGAAAGCAGCUGGCUCUGGUGGAGACGAACUCGGCGGUGAGGACGUGUGGCUUUGACUUCAGUGGGAACAUCAUAAUGUUUUCCACAGACAAGCAGAUGGGCUACCAGUGUUUUCUUAACUAUUUUGACCUGCGAGACCCCCAACAGAUUGAGGACAACCAGCCAUAUCUGUCUUUGCCCUGCAGUGAGUCAAAGAUCACCAGCGCUGUGUGGGGACCGCUGGGAGAGUUUGUGAUUGCCGGUCAUGAGAAUGGAGAAAUUAACCAGUACAGUGCUAAGUCAGGGGAGAUUCUGAAGACGACAAAGGAACACACCAAACAGAUCAAUGACAUCCAGUCAUCUGUGGAUCUCACGAUGGUCAUCAGUGCCUCCAAAGACUGCACUGCCAAGCUAUUUGACUCCACAAACCUCGAACACAUCAAAACCUUCAAGACAGAGCGACCUGUUAACUCCGCUGCUAUCUCGCCCAUCAUGGACCAUGUGGUGAUGGGAGGUGGUCAGGAGGCCAUGGAAGUCACAACCACCUCUACUAGGAUCGGUAAAUUCGAGGCCAGGUUUUUCCAUGCAGCUUAUGAAGAGGAGUUUGGCCGUGUGAAGGGACACUUCGGCCCCAUUAACUGUGUGGCUUUCCACCCAGAUGGGAAAAGUUACAGCAGUGGAGGAGAGGAUGGUUAUGUCAGAAUUCAUUACUUUGAUCCCCAGUAUUUUGAUUUUGAGCUCGAGGCAUAAUAACCAGUGACUAUCAGCAUUCCCAUCAUCCAGGACAGAUCAGCAUUUGAACACAACAGUAACACCUGAUCGACUUCACUAGGCUGAACAUGGAGAUUGUGUGUUAUACGGUCACCUUCAUACAAAUAUUGCAUUUAAAGCAUUUGAUCUGAUAUAUAAUUAAUGAAUGGAACAUUCUGAAUAAACUGGGGUUUGAGAUAAA